UUAUUUCAGGCCCAAAGGCACAGCGAACACUCGGAGAAAGUCAAACAUCCCGUACUGUAGCUGUUGCCCUCGGGCCUGCCAUCGUCGUUUCCGUGUCCGUUCCUUGAGGUAUGCCUUGAUGGUCUCGAGGCGCUCGUUGGGGUCGGCUGUCUCGAUGAUCUCCUUGAGGGCCUGCACCCGAGCGUCUCUGGUCUGAUGCCGUGGAUGUACGAUCUUCAUCAUCAU
Vitrella brassicaformis is the source of this 225-nucleotide messenger RNA. The record is from the annotation of a GenBank genome assembly. NCBI's taxonomy places the organism in Eukaryota, Vitrellaceae.